Drosophila innubila is the source of this 3750-nucleotide messenger RNA. Its product is annotated as putative mediator of RNA polymerase II transcription subunit 26. The transcript is spliced from 5 exons. The record is from RefSeq and is a predicted model, not a curated record. Gene Ontology annotation, molecular function: protein binding. Lineage: Eukaryota; Metazoa; Arthropoda; Insecta; Diptera; Drosophilidae. Gene Ontology annotation, cellular component: membrane.
AUGUAUUUUUUGGCAGUGCUUGCGUUUAUUGGGAAUGCCAAAGAUAUCAUCGCGGUGAGUUCCAGCCUUAUACAGGGCGGACAUUGCCGCGAUUACAAUGGCAAGCUCUAUGAGACGGGCAUGCAUUAUAUGCCCGGACCGGACUCGUGUCGCCUGUGCAUCUGCGACAGUGGUUUACCCAAGCAGUGUAAGAUGGUGCUCUGCGAGGCGUUCAGCAAGUGCAAAUCCUUUCAGACGGUUGGCAGCGGCAACAAUUGUUGCGAGGUCAUCUGCCUGGAUGAUCAGUUCAGCGAUGGCAGCACUGAUUUUGGCAUUUGACUGGUGGCCAGUGGCAUAACGGCCACGUUGUCGUUAUCCUUGCUCUUCUUUUUGGUGAAUCGCUUGCGACAACGUAAGAUGCGAGCUCGAGAGAAUCGCCAGAAUGCGGAGGAUCAGCGCAGCAUUGUUGGAAGCAUUGGCUAUAUUGCUGGCAACAUGGGAUAUAUGGAGGGAAAUCUGAGUGCCAUAGACUAUUCGUAUGGUGGUGCAACAACGCAUUAUCCGCUUUGGAAGCCGCCCAGUGGAUAUUUUCCACGUGGUGAGGCGCCACCACCGUACGAGGAGGCUGUGGCCAUAUCCCAGGCGGAGGCUUUAAGUGCCCAGUGCACUGUUACAUUGCCUAGUCAUGUCCAGCGUCAGACGGUGGCCAGUGUCAGUCAGCAACAACAACAGCAGCAGCAUCAACAGCAGCAACAACAACAAGUGCAACAGCAAAUGCAACAGCAACACUUGCAACAACACACAUUGCAACUGCAUACACAACCACAGCAACAUCCGCAUCCGCAUUCGUACGCUCAACAAUUGGUGCCCGUUACUACAGCUCAUCCAUCACAUCCACAUGCCCAUCAGUUGACAUCGGUGGCUGCUGCUGCAGCUGCAGCUGCCGCUGCUGCCCAGUCCAAUCAGUACACACAGAGCACCACAAAUUUGAUCAACAUAAAUAUUAAUAGCGGUGGCGUCACCACAAUUGCCACAGGCGAGAAUCAUCAGCCGCCUUACAGUCUGCAAAGUGAGCAGCAACUGAGUCUGGAGCAACAUCAACAGCAGCAGCAGCAACAACAUCAACAGCAGCAGCAGCAGCACCACCACCACCAACAACAGCAACAAUUGCAGGCUGCACCACAGAGCAAUUCGAUUUGUGUACAAACGAUGCCCACCCCAAAGCCAAGUGUCAACAGCGAGUGCAGCUAUAAGAAUUGUCAUUUGAAUAUUAGCGCAAGUGUGACAACUGCUGCAGCUGCAGCUAGCAGCGUUUCCAACUCGUUGGCAUAUGCAGCAGCACGACGCACGCCACGCGGCUCGCAGGAGUUGUUGCAGCAGCCACAGCAACAAUAUCUAACUGUUGCUGAUGUCGAGAUCAAUGCUAGUGCCAGUGCAGCUAGUUAUCAUUCGUUGCCUGUUACGGGUGAGCUUAUAGCCACGCCCACACAUCAUUUAACCCAGCAACAACAACAACAGCAACAUCAUCAGCAACAGCAACAAUAUCAACAUCAACAGCAGCAACAACAACAGCAACAGUUGCUGGCAUCUGCAUUGUCCACACCCGCCAUAGACAUGAUGCCGCCACUGGAAAUUGCAACCAUAACGACAUCACCAGCAUGCAGCACAGCGGAUUCGGUAACACAAACGAUGCCAUUGCCAAUGCAUGCGGCCCUCAAGUCACAGCAGCAACAGACGCAACAGCAGCCGCAACAACAUGGCAGCAAAACGCCAUCCAGUUCGCGUCGCUAUCAUCGCACCAUUCCACGCUAUUUUGCUGUCGCUGAUCCACUGCAAGUGGUUAAUGUCAAGCCAAAAUCCAGCUCCAGCUCCACUUCCAACUCUAGCUCAAGUGAUGCAGCAACCAGUAGCAAGAUCAACAAGAAACCCAUGUGCCAGUGUCCCAUUCAGCAUGUGCCCAUGUCCUACAUGGGCAGCAAUGCCAAUGCCAAUGCAAAUGCAUUCCUUAGCGGUGCCGGCAAACUCUUUGCGACUGCAUCAAGUGGCAACAAUGUCUGUGUUUUGUCACCCAACGCCAACGCCAGCGGCACACGUCAUGCCGCCACGUUGGCUUAUGGCCAACGCGCCAAAUCUUCAACAAAUCUACAGCAACAGCAUCACAGCCAGGAUAUGCUUAACAAUAGCGUGUCCGUUGGAGCACGCAAUCCAUGCAGUCAUGAGCCCAAAAUUGCCACCAUUUCCAAGCAGGUCGGCGAUGAGUUGCAGCCGCAUCCAUCGCACGUGACUUCAGGAAAUGUAUCAUCAAUUAUACCACCACCACCACUGCAGCAUCACGAGGAUGUCAGCGCCCCGCCCAUUGUACUUGGCCGCGUCCAAAAGCGUUCAUCCUCGAGCGGCUCGAGCAGUGCGGCUGACCGUGUGCGUAGUACCAGCAGCAGUGGACGAAGCACGUCCAGCAGUGCAGCUGCCCAGGCGGGCGUCGAUAUGCUUUCCAGCGUCUAUUUGAAUCGAAAGGUUGAUGCUUAUUUGAGCUUGACGCAGAAACAGCAGCAACAUUUCUAUAACCAACAACAUGAGCAACAAGCGCGGCAAGCAAGCGAUCAAAGCAAUCCAACAUUACCACCGAAACUCUACAAAAGCCUAACGAAUUUAAAAACAGCGACUACAACCACAACAGCGAUUGCAACUGCAACAGCAACAGCAACAAGUGGCAGUGGCAGUGGCAGCAACAACAACAAUGCUGUUGCCACCAUUUAUACGCUCAGCAAAUCGACAAAUGGCAGCGUACAUCAGCGAAAGGAGCAAACGCCAACAUUGACACUGCCCCCAGCGAGUCCUUCGGCCAGUUGCAGCGAAAAGUCGAGCGGUAAAAUCAAUUCGAGCACAUUCUAUCCGCUGGCCAACAAUCAUGUUACCUAUACGCUGCCAAAGCACAUCAGUGGCAAGAUCUCUCUAAAUAGCACCAUCAAUAGCGUUGUCAGCAAAGUGCCAUCGGUGAUCAGUAUUCCGCCCUUGGAGAACAACAAUGACAAGUCAUCGGCGAUCAACAAGAGCACAACACUGCCAAAGAUAUUGCGCGUGAAGCGUGACACCGAUAAGAUAACAGCAACACCAACACCAACAGCAACAUCUGCAGCUAUGACAACAACUACAACGCCAAAUGCAACAUCGAGCAGCAACAUGGCCAUUGCAAAUUGCCAGAUGCCCAGCUAUCCACAACUGACGUCAAAGGUGCAGAGUGGGCGUGGUGGCACGCCCAGCAAACAGUUGCCGGUGUGCACCACAUCCAAAAAUUGCUUAAAUCCUAACGAGCACUUUUUGCCCAACGAUACCAGCCUGGACGAUGAUUAUCUAAGCGAAUGCGAGAAUUGCAAAAUUGCACAGAGUGCCAAGUAUUAUCUGGAUGCUGAGCUAAGCGGUGGUGGCACCACAUCUUCGACGCCCCAGGAAACAAUGACGCUGCAGCGCAAAUCCCUAGAGGAGACCAAAGAGGAACCACAUGACAGUUACUAUCGCAGCUCACACACGCUGCCCAGCAACGCCAAAAAGCAUGGUAAAAAUAACAACCGGGAGGCGUGGCAAUUCUCAACGAUACCCGCAGCCAGCUCUUCAGACGAAGAUGUCAACGAAUGAGAUUUGAGCCAUUUUCUUUAAGAUGCCAAACAACCACCCAAAUGCCAAAUUGUGCAUCCUAAAGAAAACGCAGGCUUCGAUUUAACUAAAACCAUACUUAACACCCAAAAGGCAUACUAAAUAUAUAUAUAUUUAUCG